Messenger RNA from Drosophila gunungcola (fruit fly), 769 nucleotides. RefSeq names its product lysozyme. Lineage: Eukaryota; Metazoa; Arthropoda; Insecta; Diptera; Drosophilidae. The record is from RefSeq and is a predicted model, not a curated record. The transcript is spliced from 2 exons. The coding region runs from base 88 to 573 and encodes 161 amino acids. Gene Ontology annotation, molecular function: lysozyme activity.
CAAGUUACCAGUUCAUUGGAUUCGCCAGCACCAUUCGCAGGUUUAUAUGCAGAGGUGUUGGGUGCAAUUGUUUUAACAAGCGGAAAAAUGAGAGUUUUACUGGGAUAUUUUCUUUAUAUACUGCUGACGCGGUGGCCUUCUUUGGUGCAAGGUCAAGGUCAUGUGCUGGACAAACCCGUGACAGAGCUUUGCCUCACCUGUAUUUGUGAGGCCAUCAGCGGUUGCAAUGCGACGGCGAUUUGCACCAGUCCGGAAAAGGGCACCUGCGGCAUUUUCCGCAUCACCUGGGCCUACUGGGUGGAUGCUGGAAAACUGACCGUCAAUGGUGAGCAUCCCGACUCGGAUAAGGCCUUCGUCAACUGUGCCAAUGAUCCGCACUGUGCCGCUGAUUUGGUGCAGAAUUACAUGAAGAAGUUUAGUCAGGACUGCAAUGAUGAUGGCGAGAUGGAUUGCCACGAUUACGCCCGAAUUCAUAAAAUGGGGGCUUAUGGCUGCCAAGUGGACCCACCUUACAAUUUUCAAAAUGCUUUUGAUGAGUGCAUCGAAAAAUACGAGCUUGAGGGAUUUGAGUGACACAAUUUGUUCGUUAUUUUGAGUGAAAAAACUAAUUUCAUGUAUUAUUUUAAGAACUGCAUUCUUUUUAUUAAACCUUUGAAACGAAAACAAACUUUUCGACAACGAAUUUUUGUCUUUUUUUUCGAAUAUUAAAUUAAUAACUUUGUUCUUUUUUAUAAGCCUUUAAAAUAAAACAAAUCCUUUCAAAAAUAGA